UAAAUUUUAAUUCUGAUCCAAAUCAGCUGUGGUUGCACUACACAAAAGCUGGACUUCUGCGGUGUUGCCAUUUUAUUAAGCUAGGUAUUAGAGUAGGCUGUGGGUUUUAUUAUUCAAACUAAAAUUCGUUUAUUCGAAUUAACAAUAUGGCGAAUCUUUCGGUCAUGAGGAGCCAACGUUGAGAAUGAGCCUACUGUUUUUUUUUUUUUUAUACUGUGCUGAGGAAUAUGGUUGUCGCGUUUGGAGGCAGGGGAACUGAAGCCCGGCGAAUGUUGUCGCAGGUGGAUAUAUCACGAUGUCGGGCCACAUAGAGUACUAUGGGGGUGCUGCGGGUGCUGGCGGCGGGAUGCUUCCCGCGGGCGGGAAUGGAAUGUCAGGGAUGGAGGACAGCAUGCAGAGCAUACAGAUGCAGGCCGCGAGACCGAUGAGCGUCUGUUCGGUGAGCUCUUGCGGUGCCAGCGGGCCGAGUCCCGCUCACAGGACCGGUAACAGUCUGUAUUCGAACUGCGGGAAUGGCAAUCCGCAGGAGGAACUGUUGAACGACGAGCUGCUCAUGUCGCUUUCCGUCCGCGAGUUGAACAAACGCCUCCAUGGCUGCCCGCGGGAAGAGGUGAGUCAGGUCGUGCGUUUGAAGCAGAAGCGGCGAACAUUGAAGAACCGCGGCUACGCUCAGAACUGUCGCAGCAAGCGUUUGCAGCAACGCCACGACCUCGAGACGACGAAUCGUAACCUGCAGAACGACCUCCAGCGAUUGAAGCUCGAGCUGGCCAGGACCCAGCAAGAGCGCGACCUUUACAAACAGCGAUGCGAGAUGUUGAGAACGCGGCAGAAUCACAAUCACAACCAUAAUCACAACCAUCAUCAGCAACAAGCGUCGCAACAGCAACAGCAACAGCAGCAGGCUCCGCAGCCGCACCAAACACAGAAUCAACAGCAACCGCAGCAACAGUCGCAGCAGCAACAUCAACCAGCACCGGCCAGUCCUGAGGUUUACCUGUGACAUCGACAGCGCCGAGGAGGCGCUUGCUGGACUUGAACACAUUCCCACAUCGCUAUAUUCUCGAUUGUGACGCGCCUGUGCACGUGGGUUGUCGAAAUGAAAGACGAUAGGAGCGAGUCGGUGUUCCUUAAGGGACGCAGUGUUUUAUUUUCCAAUCGAGACUUAAGUCUUAAGCACACCUUUAAAAGCUGGUCUACGUGUACAUACUAUAGUGUUCGGUUCUCCUUCUUUACCCCCUUUACCUAGCUUCUUUAAUCCAACGACGAGAGGAGCCUUGACUGUUAAAUCGACUUUGUAAAUCGUGUAUGGAGUUUACCAGCGCAACUAAGGUAUCAUUAGAUUAAAGGUAAUUAAAUAGCUCUAUUCUCAUAGGUAUAUGAAUAUAUUGCUCGCGGUAGACCGAACGUCUUUACCAGAUACUGUACCAAAAAAAAAAGAAAAAAUACUAAUUAAAAAGAAGAAAAAAAA
Molecule: messenger RNA, 1468 nt
Organism: Ceratina calcarata
Lineage: Eukaryota; Metazoa; Arthropoda; Insecta; Hymenoptera; Apidae
Gene: tj
Product: Maf family bZIP transcription factor traffic jam
Exons: 3
Coding region: 296-1000 (234 amino acids)
Biological process (GO): regulation of transcription by RNA polymerase II
Cellular component (GO): nucleus
Molecular function (GO): RNA polymerase II cis-regulatory region sequence-specific DNA binding; DNA-binding transcription factor activity, RNA polymerase II-specific
Source: RefSeq, a predicted model, not a curated record